Messenger RNA from Hylaeus anthracinus, 4289 nucleotides. RefSeq names its product isoleucine--tRNA ligase, cytoplasmic (gene IleRS). The record is from RefSeq and is a predicted model, not a curated record. The coding region runs from base 295 to 4041 and encodes 1248 amino acids. The transcript has a single exon. Gene Ontology annotation, molecular function: isoleucine-tRNA ligase activity; aminoacyl-tRNA deacylase activity; tRNA binding. NCBI's taxonomy places the organism in Eukaryota, Metazoa, Arthropoda, Insecta, Hymenoptera, Colletidae. Gene Ontology annotation, biological process: isoleucyl-tRNA aminoacylation.
AGAAUUAAUCUUCUCCUGUGUACAGGAGGAUAUAUAAUAAUCUAUUUUUAGAAUAUAGUAAUAUUUGAUCCAUUAUCAAGAAUCGAGGUUCUCAACUCGAAUAUAUCGUUCACCUUUCUAAAAACACGUGCAUGGCUUCUGGUGCUAACCAGUGCUAACCUCUCCAACAUUUCGUUACGUGUCUUCGAUGCAUGAGGCAUGACACCUUAAAUCGAUAGUUGCAUCAGAUCAGGACUGAUCAGAACCAGCCGGUGCUGAAUAUUUCGCGAAAUAGUUGUUGACAGUUCCUUGAAUAUGACAGAAAAACUUCCGGAGUCUAUAAAUUUCCCAAGGGAAGAGGAGAUAGUUUUGGAAUUGUGGAAAGAACGCAAUACUUUUCAAAAUUGUCUGAAGCAGUCAAAAGGAAAACCGAAAUAUGCGUUCUACGACGGUCCACCUUUUGCCACUGGACUACCUCAUUAUGGUCACAUACUCGCAGGGACGAUAAAAGAUAUUGUGACAAGAUAUGCUCAUCAAUCUGGUUUUCACGUGGAAAGGAGAUUUGGUUGGGACACUCAUGGCUUGCCUGUCGAAUUUGAAAUAGAUAAGACUCUGAAUAUAAAAGGUCCUGAUGAUGUUGCUAAAAUUGGAAUAGCAAACUAUAACAAGGAAUGUAGAAAGAUCGUGAUGCGGUAUGCAACAGAGUGGGAAACAGUAGUGAGUAGAAUUGGCAGAUGGAUAGAUUUUAAGAACGAUUACAAGACCCUCUACCCCUGGUACAUGGAAUCUAUCUGGUGGAUCUUCAAGGAAUUAUAUAAUAAGGGUCUUGUAUAUCAGGGUAUUAAAGUAAUGCCUUUUUCUACUGGUUGUAACACACCACUAUCCAAUUUUGAAUCAGGACAAAAUUACAAAGAUGUUGUUGACCCUUCUGUAGUUGUAUCUUUUCCCUUGGUGGAUGAACCAGCUAUUUCUAUUCUUGCUUGGACUACCACUCCUUGGACUCUACCUAGCAAUUUAGCACUUUGUUGUAAUCCUAAUUUCGAAUAUGUGGAAGUUAAAGAUCAUUCUUCUGAUAACAUUUAUAUUAUAUUAGAGUCAAGUUUAGAGCUUAUAUAUAAAUCUCAAGAUUUAUACACUGUACAGGGUAGAAGAAAAGGAUCAGAUUUAAAGGGAAAGAUAUAUAAACCCCCUUUUCCAUACUUUCAACAUUUAAGAGAAAAAGGUGCUUUUGUAGUACUAAACGAUACAUAUGUUACUGCAGAGUCUGGUACAGGUAUAGUACAUCAAGCUCCCUAUUUUGGUGAGGAUGAUUAUCGAUGUUGUUUAGAAGCUGGUGUUAUAACAAAAGACCAGGAAAUUAUAUGUCCUAUUGAUGGCUGUGGACGUUUUGUAGAACCAGUCAUUGAUUUUGCUGGAAAAUAUGUAAAAGAUGCUGAUAAAGAAAUAAUAAAAUAUCUUCAAACAAAUAAGAGAUUAGUUCAUAGCAGUACCAGUAAGCAUAGUUAUCCAUAUUGUUGGAGAUCUGAUACUCCAUUAAUUUAUAAAGCUGUGCCUUCAUGGUUCAUCAGAGUAGAGGCAAUAAAGGAUCAACUCAUAGCAGCCAACAGUAAUACUUACUGGGUACCGGAUUCUGUUAAAGAAAAACGAUUUGGUAACUGGUUAAGAGAUGCACGCGAUUGGGCCAUCAGCAGAAAUCGUUAUUGGGGUAAUCCAAUCCCAUUGUGGGUAUCAGAUGAUGGACAAGAAGUUGUAUGCAUAGGAAGUAUGGCAGAAUUGGAAAAAUUAACCAACACAAAAGUAACAGACAUUCACAGAGAAAGUAUAGAUCAUUUAACUAUACCCUCAAAUCGACCAGGCUAUCCACCUUUAAAACGUGUACCUGAAGUCUUUGAUUGCUGGUUUGAAUCUGGAUCUAUGCCAUAUGCACAAAUGCAUUAUCCUUUUGAACAUAGGAAAGAAUUUGAAGAGAACUUCCCAGCUGAUUUUAUUGGAGAAGGUAUUGAUCAAACGCGCGGAUGGUUUUAUACUCUAUUAGUUAUAUCAACUGCACUUUAUGGAAAAGCUCCAUUUAAAAAUCUUGUUGCCAAUGGCUUGAUUUUGGCAUCUGAUGGACAAAAAAUGUCCAAACGUAAGAAAAAUUAUCCAGACCCUAUAGAAAUUGUUAAUAAAUAUGGAGCAGAUGCUCUGCGUUUGUACUUAAUUAAUUCUCCUGUUGUAAGAGCUGAAAAUUUACGAUUUAAAGAAGAAGGAGUUAGAGAUGUUAUAAAAGAUGUAUUCCUACCUUGGUAUAAUGCAUUCAGAUUUCUAAUGCAAAAUAUUGAACGAUUUGAGAGAGAAGAAAAAAUUACUUUCAUACAUGAUGAAACUAAAAAUGUACAUUCUAAUAAUAUCAUGGAUAAAUGGAUUCUAUCUUUUACACAAACAUUAUUAGAAUUUGUUAAACAGGAAAUGCAAGCUUACAAAUUAUAUACUGUAGUACCUCGUUUGGUAAAGUAUAUAGAUAAUCUUACUAACUGGUAUGUAAGAAUGAACAGGAAACGUAUAAAAGGUGAUGGUGGUAUAACUGAUUGUCAGCAAGCAUUAAAUACUUUGUUUUCUGCUCUUUAUACCAUGGUGCGUAUUAAUGCACCCUUUACACCAUUCUUAACAGAAUUUAUGUUUCAACGUUUAGUGAAAAUCCUACCAUCAUCUAAAACUAAUAUGGACAGUGUUCACUACCAAAUGAUACCAGAGUCCUGUCCACAGUUAAUCAAUGAAAGUACUGAAAAAGCAGUAUCCUACAUGCAAACAGUAAUUGAAUUAGGACGUGUUGUAAGAGACAGGAAAACUAUUCCUGUGAAAUAUCCAUUACCAGAAGUCAUAGUAAUUCACCAAGAUGCCAAAGUUCUAGAUGAAAUAGUCUCUUUGAAGUCGUAUAUCCUUGAAGAACUUAAUGUAAAGGAACUCACAGUUACUACAGAUAAACAAAAGUAUGGUGUUGUAUUGAGAGCAGAACCAGAUCAUAAAAUACUUGGAGCACGCCUUAAGGGAGAAUUUAAAUCUGUUACACAAGCUAUUAAAGAGCUUACCGACGAACAAUUACAAACUUUUGUCGCAACAAAAGAAAUUAUUGUACAAGGUCACAAAUUAGAAGAGCAAGAUUUACGUUUGAUGUUUAGUUUCACUGGACCUGCUGCUGAACAACUAUCCAAGCAAUAUGAAGCCCAUAGCGAAGGAAAUAUUUUAAUUCUGUUGGAUGUUACUCCUGAUGAAAGUAUGCAUAAUGAAGGAUUAGCAAGAGAAGUAAUCAACAGGAUUCAGAAACUGCGGAAGAAAGCUCAAUUGGUUCCAUCGGAUGAUGCAAUUGCAUAUUAUGAAAUCCAAGACAAAGAUAGUAAUUUAGCAAAAGUGAUUGUUAGUCAUAAAGAUUUUAUCGAAACUGCAACUAAAACACUGCAAGAAGAUAUAUCCACAAUGCCAAGUAAUGCAAGUGUAAUCAUAGAAUCAAUGCAAAAUGUUAAAGGAGUAGAUAUGAAACUCGUUUUAACAAAAAUUAUACAACAAGAUCAAAAUAACAAAACGGAUGCAGAAACUUUGUUAAAAUAUGUAAAUGUUGAGCUUAUAGAUAUAAAACCACGAUUUGGAGCAACUAGUUGCUUAGGAACUAUUUUACUAGAAACUCUGAAAUCACUAACUCCAAUUUCAUAUGAACAAUUAAAGCGUGAAAUUGAAUUAAUAUUUGGAAUUUAUAAUUAUCCUUACGACUUAUAUAUUAAUGAUAAACUGAUGUUAGAAUUACCUGAUAUUUCGUCAUUGCAUCAACAAACAAUAAGCGUAAGAAAAGCAGGUUCGCCUACAACUCAAUCAUCUACAGCAUUAAAAUAUCCAGUUUGUAAAUUUGUUAACAUCGAUAGUACUGUAGGAAAGGGUACCAUUCUAUUAGAAAAUCCAAAACAAAACUUUAAUUUAGAUCGCGUAAUGUUAAAACAACAAUUACAUCUUUUCUUUGGUAAAGAAAAUAUUUCCGAAUCUUUACCUACAAUGUUAAGUGAAUUACAUGGAAAAACAUUGCAACUAAUUUAACAUUAAUCUAAGAAAUAAAUUUUAUUUAUUUGGUUUAUUUGAUUUAUUUCAAGGUUAAAUAGUUCCAUUAAAAUCUGAAUGAUGGUCGAGUGAAAUACGCUACAAACCUAGCUUUGUCUACAAAGUAUUUACUUAUUUAUUUAACAUAAAAGACUUUGUAAGUCGUUAUUUAUGUUUUCUGCAAAAAACAAUAUGUAACUAAUUGUUUUGUACGAUUGAAAAGUAAUAAAUGAUUAUUAAUUAUACAA